Messenger RNA from Hevea brasiliensis (rubber tree), 1669 nucleotides. Its product is annotated as PI-PLC X domain-containing protein At5g67130. The transcript has 9 exons. The coding region runs from base 281 to 1489 and encodes 402 amino acids. Gene Ontology annotation, biological process: lipid metabolic process. The record is from RefSeq and is a predicted model, not a curated record. Gene Ontology annotation, molecular function: phosphoric diester hydrolase activity. NCBI's taxonomy places the organism in Eukaryota, Viridiplantae, Streptophyta, Magnoliopsida, Malpighiales, Euphorbiaceae.
AAAGAUUAGUUGUUUUUAAUUAAAAUAUAUUUAUAGAUUUCAAGCUUCCAACUUCCAUGUCCUCAUCAUCUUCCUCCUCAUUCCCUCCCUUCUUCCUUUUCAAAUAUCACAUUCCAAAUCUGAAUAUAAAUUUCCAUUUUCAUAUUCUUUUUCCUUUUUAGGUUGAAAUGAUUUACCAGAACAGAACAACAUAACCAACAACAAUAGACAAACCACCACAAACCAACACUGUUCUCAACACACCUAUACUGCUCACAACACACCAAAAUCAUACCCAACAAUGCAAUUUCAGGGAACCAUCAUCAUUGCCUUUCUCUUCUCUACAACUUUUUUGUUCAGUUUCUCCACUUCUCUGCAGGAGGGGCAAACAUGUGUAGCAGAUAGGAACUGCGAUUCAGGGUUGCACUGCGAAACCUGUUUGGCAAAUGGAAAUGUACGGCCGCGGUGCACCAGAAUUCAGCCCAUAAGCCCAACUUCAAAGGUGAAGGGAUUGCCGUUCAAUCGGUACUCGUGGCUGACAACCCAUAAUUCGUUUGCUAGAUUGGGAGUGAGAUCAGCUACUCGGUCUAUACUUCUAACCCCCAUGAAUCAGCAGGACUCCAUUACUGAUCAACUCAAUAAUGGUGUGAGAGGGUUGAUGUUAGAUAUGUAUGACUUUCAGAAUGACAUCUGGUUGUGUCACUCCUUUGGUGGAAAGUGCUACAACUUUACAGCUUUUCAACCAGCAAUUAAUGUUUUGAAAGAGGUUCAAGUAUUUCUUGAAGCAAAUCCUUCAGAAAUCAUCACUAUUAUAAUUGAGGACUAUGUUUCAUCACCAAAUGGCUUGACAAAUGUGUUUAAUGCUGCUGGCCUGAAGAAAUAUUGGUUUCCUGUAUCUCGAAUGCCAAAAAAUGGUGGAGAUUGGCCAACUGUUGAUGAUAUGAUUCAGAAGAAUGAGCGUCUAGUGGUUUUUACUUCAAAAUCAGCUAAGGAAGCUUCUGAAGGAAUUGCCUAUGAAUGGAGAUACGUAGUAGAAAACCAAUAUGGAGACGGUGGGAUGAUAGCUGGUUCAUGUCCAAACCGUGCAGAGUCACCUGCCAUGAACACAACAUCAAGGUCGCUAGUAUUAGCGAAUUACUUUCCUGAUAGACCAGAUGUAACCCAAGCUUGCAAGCAUAAUUCUGCUCCCUUGAUAGAUAUGGUGAACACAUGUUAUGCUGCAGCAGGUAAAAGAUGGCCUAACUUCAUUGCAGUUGACUUUUACAAGAGAAGCGAUGGUGGGGGAAGUCCAGAAGCUGUAGAUAUUGCAAAUGGUCAUCUGGUCUGUGGUUGUGGAAAUAUUGCCUCUUGCAAGCCAAAUAUGACCUUUGGAGUAUGUAAUGAGCCUGUGGCUGAGGUUGCUCCAGUCCCUGGUGCUGCAGAUUCCAGCUUUGCUUAUUUGGAUGAAAGACCAGUUCGCCUACGGUGGCUGCUUGGGGCAAUUCUGGUGGUGUUUUCCUUAUCAUUAUGAACAUAAAUUCUGUAACUUUUAUGUUCUGAUUAUGCACCAAUGAGGGAUUAAAAAACCAAAUCCUUCUAACCAGCAGCAACUUAUUUAAAAUAGUGUGUAGUUCUCAAUGGGAUUCAUGUGAUUGACACUGUCAGUAAAGAAGAAUGUAGUGCUAUUCUAGCUUUGUUUAUUUAGAUUCAA